AUGGCAGACUUCUUAAGACGCAAGGAGGACAAAGCAGAGAGGACAGUGCGAUUUCGUGUGGCGUCAGCACGCAGUGGCCGUGUCCUUAGAGAGGUGUUUCGAGAAGACGCCAGCUCGGGAACAGACUCAGUUGACUCGGAUGCCACCUGCACAUUCGAACCUGAGCGCGCAGUCUCUCCGGUGACAAGCGAAGCAAACGGGCACCUGAGCGGGCUUGGUAGCUUGGAGCCGGAUGAUAGCGGGAGCGAUCAGGAUGACCUGCUGAUGUACGCGAGUGCAACGCAAGAAGAACACUUCAGUGGAAAGCGUGUGAACAUCUUUAGUAAGAACGGGACAGUGCGUGGCGUGCGGGACAAAGUGAGUGCGGGACAGGUCCUCUUCAAUGAUCUCUCGAAACUCUAUGUGGGGUCCCUCCACAGCAGCAGGCCCCCAAGACAGAGACCAUAAGGCCAAGGUUGCAAUGCAAGCUGGGGAGGAAUCUGCAACCAAGGCACCCUAUAGUGGUGUGGACCUGCUGUUUAGGAACGGGACUUAAAAUAACUUGACUUAAAGCUCAUGAACGGAACACAAACAGAGCUGUUCUCUCACCCUAUUAACUUUUUGUAAAUAUUUUAUAUUUGUUUUCACGAUUUCGCAGGUUUCUUAUUAUUGGAAUGAGACACACAUAUUGGGAGUGCACAAACUAAAAAAAUGCCAGUGAUGUUACUUUUUUAACCACUUUGUACUAUAUUCAUUUAUUAAGAGAGAAAAGUCUAUUUUCUAAGUUUGUUGGGUUGGCAAUUGUAUAAUGUUUUCAGAUUUCAUUUGUUAUUUGUUAUUUUUUUGUGAAAAGUAAUAAUCGUGACAAAAGUUAAGUAUAGAAUGAAGUUUCAUACCACCAUGAUCACGGUAUAUUACCAGUAGAAGCACACAAAGAAAAUACACAAUUCUAAUGUGCUCUUCUACACUUCAGAUGGACAUAAACUUUCCAAACUUGACUUGUCCAAAUUAUUUUAGGAUCAAUCUUAAUAAUUAAGAAGGAAAUCUGCUGAUGAUGUAUUAGUGGAAUUAUGUCACUAGUGUUCUUAUAUGCACCUUUAAAAUAAAUUCAGAUUUGCCAACAAA
Molecule: messenger RNA, 1104 nt
Organism: Clupea harengus (Atlantic herring)
Lineage: Eukaryota; Metazoa; Chordata; Actinopteri; Clupeiformes; Clupeidae
Gene: grxcr1b
Product: glutaredoxin and cysteine rich domain containing 1 b
Biological process (GO): sensory perception of sound
Source: RefSeq, a predicted model, not a curated record